CUAAACUGAUGCAAAUUGAAACUGAUAAAAAUAAAAAACUCAUAUGGCCAUCCUAGCGCUAAGCCUCUAAUCACAUUAGGAACGUUUACUUAUAAUCUAACUGUUCGGUAAAAUUGAUCAAAAUUGUAAUUUUUCCAUCUUCAUUGCAAGAACAAAAAAAGCACAAAGAAAAGAGAAGGGAAAGAGGCCAGAGGCACUGCACUGUUGAUCUUUGGACAUUCUGAUCACUACAUUUCCAAGGAAGCCAUGGCUGAACCUCCACCGCCGUCGACGCCAGUCUCCACCAUUGCCUCAUCCCCGCCAAGUUACAUUCACCCGCGGCGGGAGCCCUUUGAGCACGGCCUUCUCCCAAUACCCAAGCUGAUCUUCACAGACGGCACUCAAACCCUAGGCCCGAUCAAGGAUAAGCUGCUAUCCCUAUCUGCAGAAACAGCGUACCGUGUCAACUCCCAAUCCAUUGCCGAAACUCUUCAGAUCUCACCUGAUCACGCGCGCCUUGUUCUUGAGACAAUUGCUGCGGUCCUACACAACGAAUCUGACCCACUUGUUUCUGCAAAUCCAUCUGAGAUUGAUUCCGUUGGCGUAAGCGUAUUCGAUUUGGUGGUGUUUCUCUACAUUCAGAGUUAUAAGAGGUUGCUUCCCAAGGGGCAUAAGGACUCCGCUGCAGUGGCUGAUGUUUGGCCCUCCACUUCAGCAUUCGAUGGUUUCUUAUCUGCUCUGUCGCCACUCCAACUAGUACGCAGCAAUAGUCGUAGGUUCAUGCCAUCACAAUCCGAUGAAGAGGCUCAUCAGUUAUCCUAUUUACAGAAGCACUUGGGCAACAUUCUCUCUCUUUUGGUAGACUCAGUUGAAGGAGAGGCUGAAGAAUCACUGGUUUUGUCUAUGGAGAAAUUUGAGCAUCUUGGGUAUCUAAUCUAUUUUGGAGAUAAGGGACUUGAACGGAUUCCAUUGAGUCAAAGUGCUCCCUUUUUUGCAAAUUCUGAUCCAGACAUGCCCGCUGUUCCUGUUCCUGCAGCCCAAGUUCAUGAGUGGCUUUUACAAAACAUUGCUUCUGCUUUGGAACAUAUUGCUGAGAGAGCUUCUGCCAAGGAAAAUGGGCCUUCCAAUUUCUCUGAUCAGGAUAUUCAAAUGACUGAUGUCUCUACAAGUCCAGCAAAGACCACAUCUGGUCCCCGGGGUCCUAGUAUUAUUGAGGGGAUCUCAAAAUCAUCUUAUGUAAGGCAGGCAAAUGAUCUUAAAGUCUCUUCUGUAAAAGUUGUGAACUGCCAUGAAUCAGUCAUUUAUAUACUGGCUCCAUUGAGAUAUGCAACAAUCUAUGGAUGUUCUGAUGCAACAAUUGUCCUCGGAGCUGUUGGCAAGGCAGUCAGAGUUGAACAUUGUGAACGAGUACACGUGAUUGUGGCAGCUAAACGCAUCUGUAUUGUCAAUUGUCGUGAAUGUGUGUUCUUUUUAGGAGUAAAUCAACAACCACUUAUUGUUGGUGAUAACCAUAAAUUACAGGUGGCUCCGUUCAACACAGUUUACUCACAGUUAGAAGAGCACAUGAAACAAGUUGGUAUCUACCCUACCAUUAACAAAUGGGAUGAACCUGUGGCACUUGGAGUGGUUGACCCACAUGACUCGCUAUCACAUCCUGCUGGCGUCUCGGAUGUUCAGACUGAGUCCGCUAACCGUUUAGACCCUGAUCAAUUCACUGACUUUUUGAUUCCUAAUUGGUUUGAAGCCCAACAAUCUGGUCCGACAAAAGACAACCCCUUUCCUUUACCAGAUGCUUAUAUGGCUUCUCAGCAGAAAAAUCAAAAGAAUCUUAGUGAGGUUAAGCAAAUUUUGAGGGAAACUGAGCUUGAAGACGGCCGGAAACGGGAAUUGUCUAGUUCUCUUCAUGUGCUGUUUAAGGAAUGGUUAUAUGCCUCAGGGAAUGUGAGGCAACUGUACUGCUUACAAGGAGAAUAGACUUACUUGAUAAUACGGGAAUUUUGGAAAGAAGGCUUGUGGGGCCGUUAGCACUUUCAGCACACUCACCAUCUUUGAGCACCACUCCCCUGCAAGGCAUUGCAACAAAGGUUUUGAAAUUAUCGAGCCAUGCAUCUGCCACUGACUUCUUGCUAUGGUUUUUUCGAAAGUAGUAGUAAAAGUGUUCUGAAUGUUAUUUUUGAUAGUUUUGAACUGAUACUCAUCCAAGCAUUAGAUUUGUCAAAUACAUGUCUCAUCGGUGAGAAGCUAAGGCAACGCAAGGCAAGCAGAAGUGCUUAAGUGGUUUUGUCAUCCACUAAGUAAAAAGAUCUUGUUGUAUCAUUUGUAGUUCCGUUUGGCCAUUGUUGUUGCUGCUAAUGCUUGGCUUUCUCAAUGUUUUCAAUGUUAAAGCUUGUGCAAUUUCCUUGUAUCUAAUAAAUUUCAACUUGAUGUUCCAUUAGCUAUGAAUUAAUGGUCAGAUAGCCUUUGCCCGUAGUCCUCUACGCCUUUACAUCUGAAAACAACUCUAUCUUGCUCAUUUACAGUUGGAUGUAAACAUAUUGGUUUAUACUC
Molecule: messenger RNA, 2526 nt
Organism: Cuscuta epithymum
Lineage: Eukaryota; Viridiplantae; Streptophyta; Magnoliopsida; Solanales; Convolvulaceae
Source: the annotation of a GenBank genome assembly